AUCAUAGACCUUGAUACCCAAGUCAGGAGACUCGUUUAUCCAAAUUAAAUUCUCCAGUUUUUUGUUUUCCCUUUCAAUGAUAUUUUUAUAUUAUGCAAUUAUGUGCGUGUUGUUGUCUGUAUAUAUAGCUCGGAAUUCACCCGACAGGAUAUGUAUGUGUGUGUAUGUGGUCAAGUUCCAUAAACAGAGACCGACAGAGAGAAAAUGAGUUUUCUUGCAGGGAGGCUAGCGGGAAAAGAAGCUGCCUACUUUUUCCAGGAAUCCAAACACGCCGUUAACCGUCUCGCCGAGAAAUCUCCGGCCGCCGUCAAGAAACUUCCACCUUCUCCGGCGGAGCCGUCGGGUGUCCAGACGGACGUGCUUCCGGAGGUUCUGCGCCAUUCUCUCCCUCCUAAAAUCUUCGGCCCUCCUCCCGAUCCUUCGUCUCUCUCCAAAUCCUCCAAAUGGGCUCUCCAGUCCGACCCAAACGCCGCCGUUUCGGUCUCCUCCGACGCCUUGAACCCUCUCAGAAAUUAUCUGUCCCUGCCUCAGGUCACAUUUGGCCCCAAAAGAUGGGAGUUGCCUGAUUCGGAGAAUUCGGUUGUAGCGUCAACAGCUAAUGAAAUGAGGAAAGACAGAUACACUACUCAUGCAAAUCCUGAGAAACUGAAAGCUGCAGCAGAAGGGCUUAAAUACGUUGGGAAAGCAUUUGCAGUUGCAACUAUUACCGUCUUUGGAGGAGCCUCGUUAGUGUUUGGAAUGGCAGCCUCGAAACUAGGCAUGCAAAACAGCGAUGACAUAAGAACGAAAAGCAAAGAUUUGGUUCAACCAAAGCUCGAGAAUAUAAGAGAGCAACUGAUGCCCCUUAGAACUUGGGCAGAAAACAUGUCAAAGAAGUGGCGCGUGGAUAACAGCGGGUACAUAAAGGAGAAACCGAUCGUGAAGGAGCUUUCCAAAACUCUUGGAACCAAAUCUUGACGACAGUAUGUGUCAGAGAAAUGCAUCCUUUGGAUGUACGGAAUUGAAGAAGAAAGAUAAACUGGACCGACAUAUGUAAUAUACAUGGUUGAAUAAGGUAUAUGAUGUAUGUGAUCAUCAGAUUGAUCUUCAAGUUUCAAUGUUAAUGUGAAUAACGUGAGUUAUGCAUAUGUAUUGCCCUUUUUAAUACACUACCAGAACCCCAAGUGGCAUUGUCUCCCUCUAUUUUCUACGUUCAUAUGUUAACAUAAUACAAGUUGGCUAAUCAGUAUUU
Molecule: messenger RNA, 1231 nt
Organism: Tarenaya hassleriana
Lineage: Eukaryota; Viridiplantae; Streptophyta; Magnoliopsida; Brassicales; Cleomaceae
Exons: 5
Coding region: 205-957 (250 amino acids)
Source: RefSeq, a predicted model, not a curated record